This is a messenger RNA of Phodopus roborovskii (desert hamster), 4084 nucleotides long. It is a transcript of the gene Stk11ip, whose product is annotated as serine/threonine kinase 11 interacting protein. Lineage: Eukaryota; Metazoa; Chordata; Mammalia; Rodentia; Cricetidae. Bases 167 to 3409 code for a protein of 1080 amino acids. Gene Ontology annotation, cellular component: cytoplasm. The record is from RefSeq and is a predicted model, not a curated record. Gene Ontology annotation, biological process: intracellular protein localization. The transcript has 24 exons.
GUUCGUCGAAAGGGUGUCCAAGAAGACUUUUUUUGUAGCUGCUCCUUGCAUUUUUCAUUACGCGACGCCUCCAUUUGCACGAAAACGCUGGACUCUUACGCCACCGCCCACCUGAGGCUCUUCCGCUUCCCCUUUCCCCAGGCUCCGCCCCCAGCGUCCUGUGGCUAUGACGACCGCUCCGAGGGACUCAUUAGUGUGGAAGCUUGCGGGGCUGUUGCGGGAGUCGGGGGACACGGUUCUCUCUGGCUGUAGCACACUGAGCCUGCUAACUGCCACACUGCAGCAACUGAACAGAGUGUUUGAACUGUACCUGGGGCCAUGGGGCCCCGGCCAGACGGGCUUUGUGGCUCUUCCCUCCCACCCUGCCGACUCACCCAUCAUCCUCCAGCUUCAGUUCCUCUUCGAUGUGCUGCAGAAAACACUUUCACUCAAGUUGGUCCACACCCCUGGUGUUGGCCUUCCGGGACCCAUCAAGAUUUUCCCCUUCAAGUCCCUUCGGCAGCUGGAGCUUCGAGGAGUCCCCAUCCGCAGCCUACGCGGCCUCCGUAGCAUCUACUCGCAGCUAGAGUCUUUGACUUGUAGCAGGAGCAUCCAGGCACUAGAGGAGCUCUUGUCGGCCUGCGGUGGUGACCUCUGCUCAGCCCUUCCCUGGCUAGCUUUGCUCUCUGCGGAUUUCAGCUAUAAUGCUCUCACCACCUUAGACAGCUCCCUGCGUCUCCUGUCAGCUCUUCGCUUCCUCAACCUGAGCCAUAAUCAUAUCCAGGACUGCAAAGGCUUCCUGAUGGAUUUAUCUGAGCUGUACCAUUUGGACAUCUCCUAUAAUUACCUUCACUUGGUGCCAAGAGUGGGACCUUCAGGGGCUGCCCUGGGGAUUUUGAUACUGCGAGCCAAUGAGCUUCGGAGUCUUCAGGGCCUGGAGCAGCUGAGGAACCUGCGGCACCUUGAUGUGGCCUAUAACCUUCUAGAAGGUCACACUGAGCUGUCACCACUGUGGCUGCUGGCUGAGCUCCGUAAGCUCUAUCUGGAAGGUAACCCUUUGUGGUUCCACCCGGCACACCGUGCAACCACUGCUCAGUACUUGUCACCUCGGGCCAGGGAUGCUGCUCAUGGCUUCUUGCUUGAUGGCGAGGUUUUGUCACUGAAGGAUCUUCAGCAGACUUCAGAAUCUUCGGGGCUUGGUCCCGUGGGCCAACCUCCAUCCUGGCCAGUGGGGAGUACCACUGAAACCUCAGGUGGCCCUGAGUUGAGUGAUAGCCUCUCCUCAGGGGGCAUUGUGGCCCAGGCCCCGCUUCGUAAGGUUAAGAGCCGAGUCCGUGUGAGGCGGGCUAGUAUCUCUGAGCCCAGUGACACAGACCCGGAGCUCCGAACUCUGGAUCCCUCCCCAGCUGGAUGGUUUGUGCAACAACACCGGGAACUUGAGCUGCUGAACAGCUUUCGGGAACGCUUUGGCUGUGACUGGCUGCAGUAUAGGAGCCACCUGGAGACCUUGGGGAGUCCUGCUCUUGCCACCACUAAGAUUCCUGCCCUUAGCACCCCUCUCCUGGAUGCUCAGAGCCUGGAAACUGCAUGCAGCCCUCCAGCCACAAGGGGAGCUGGAGACAGUAAGGAAUCACCACAGAAGAUGUCAGAGGAAGGCGAGGCGGAACCAGAGCCCCAUGAAGCAGAGAGGGAAGAGCCAGACAAAGAAGAGGGAUCGAGGGACGACCUGGAGGAGGAAGAGGAGCAGGAACAGAAGGCAGUAGAAGCAGAGCUCUGUCGCCCCAUGUUGGUGUGUCCCCUGCAUGGGCUUGAGGGUGUGCAGGGCAAGGAAUGCUUUCUCCGAGUCACUUGUGCCCACUUGUUUGAGGUGGAGCUCCGAGCAGCUCGCACUCUGGAGCGGCUGGAACUACAGAGCCUGGUGGCAGCCGAGCUAGAGCCAGAGGCUGAGAUUCAAAGAGAACGGGUGCCCGAGGGCUCAGGUUCACCCCCCAGGGCUCCGGUUCUUGCUCUGCGCUUUUCCUACUUUUGUCCUGACCGGCAGUUGCGUCGCUAUGCAGUGCUGGAGCCAGAGGCCCAUGAGGCCAUCCAGGAGCUGCUUGCUGUGCUGACCCCGUUCACCAGUGUGAAAGAGCAGCAGCCUGGGGAGGCCAAGGACGCACAGGGGUCCAGGUUCCAGUGUCUGCGUUGCAGCUGUGAGUUCAAGCCAGAGGAGUCCAGGUUGGGACUGGAGAGUGAGGAAGGCUGGAAGCCUCUGUUUCAGAACACAGAAUCUCCUGUUGUGUGUCCAAACUGUGGGAGUGACCAUGUGGUUCUCUUGGCCAUGUCUGGGGAAAUCCCUAAUAGAGAACAGAACCAGGGAGACAAACCUCCAGAUUCCUCUGGGUCCCCUGACCCUGUCUGUGACCUUGCUAACCACAGCAGCCAUCCCAGCGGGUCUGAUGGCACCCCACCUCAAGCAUCCACACCCCAUGGCCGUAGCAGCUGGACCCUCAGUCCAACUCCUGGGCCCUCUGGUCUUCGCUCUGUGGACCACCGCCUCCGUCUCUUCCUGGAUGUUGAGGUGUUUAGUGACUCGGAGGAGGAGUUCCAGUGCUGUGCCAAGGUGCCAGUGGUGUUAGCAGGCCACUCAGGGGAGUUUCUGUGCCUUGUGGUUGUGUCCGACCACAGGCUUUACCUGUUGAAGGUGACAGGGGCCAUCUGCGGGCCUCCUGCUAGCUGGCUCCAGCCCACCCUGGCCGUUCCUCUGCAGGAUCUGAGUGGCAUGGAGCUUGGCCUCGCAGGCCAGAGCCUUCGGCUAGAGUGGGCAGCUGGAACAGGCAGCUGUGUACUGCUUCCCCGAGAUGCCAGGCAUUGCCGUGCCUUCCUUGAGGAGCUCACUGGUGUCUUGCAGUCUUUGCCCCGCACCCAGAGGAAGUGCAUCAGAACCACGGAGGAGGAGGUGACCCCGCAGCAUCGGCUCUGGCCAUUGCUGGGAAAAGAUACUUCUGCUGAGGUUCCCCAGUUUUUCUACCUUCGGACCUUCCUGGCUGAAGGCUCCUCUACCUGCCCUGUGUCCCUGUUGCUGACACUGUCCACAUUGUACCUAUUAGAUGAAGACCCUGCAGGGUCCCAGGCAGAAUCCCCUCUCCCAGUGGUGUCUGGGGAAGCCUCUGAGCAGGCCCCCCCUCUGGGGCCAGGUCCUUCCAUGCAGGUCAGGGAGCAACAACCACUCAGCAGUCUGAGCUCUGUGCAGCUGUAUCGCACAAGCCCUUUGGACUUGCGGCUGAUCUUCUAUGACGAGGUGUCUCGACUGGAGAGUUUCUGGGCACUCCGUGUUGUGUGUGUGGAGCAGCUGACGGAUCUCUUGGCCUGGAUCCGGGAGCCCUGGGAAGAGUUGUUCUCCAUUGGACUCCGGACUGUGACCCAGGAGGCUCUGGACCUUGACCGAUGAGGGUCUCCACUGACUCAGGAGUUGCACUGCAGAAGGCCCUUCUCCUGAUCUCUGAGCCUGUCUUCUUGCCUGGCUGCAGACCUCUUCAGCAGUUGGCCACUGGCUAGUGAGGCACCAAAUGGCCCACAGCUUAAGAGAAGGACAAGAGAAAUGAUCUGGCCCUUGGGUGUUCUGUCAAGUAGAGCAGGCUCAGUGGUCUGUGAAAAUGUUUCUCUAGCACUUUCUCUCAGGUAUCAGUAAAGUUUUUUCUGUGUGUUACACAGAAAUGUCACCCAUAAAGCCUGCCAUCCCCGAAUCUCUUCCCUAGUUUGCACUAUGAAACCUGUCACCAGGCCUACUCUAGCAAAGUAGGACUACUGACCCAGAUGCACCCAAUCCUCAAGUGGGUUGUGACCUGUCAUGUGGCCUUGCAUGGGAUCACUGCCAGUCAAAGAGCUGGACCUCUGAAGACUUUUUGUUGUUUUUUUGAGACAGGGUCUCACUGUGUAACAUUGCUGGCCAGGGACUUACUCUGUAGACCAGGCUGGCCUUGAACUCAUGGAGAUCUGCCUGCCUCUGCCUUCUAAGUGCUGGGAUUAAUGGUGUGAGCCACCAGUUGUGGGAAAAUUGUGAACUUCCCCCACUCCCCAGAGUUUACAUUUUAGAUAAAGACUGCAAUAAAAAGUGAGACUAUCA